CGGUCUCAUACUGGGGAACGACCCUAUGUUUGUCAGUACGACAACUGCACCAAAGCUUUCAGCAAUUCAUCCGACCGGGCGAAACAUCAGAGGACUCAUAUCGACACUACAUCGAGCACUUCAACUUCAACAUCAAUCUCCGGACUUGAAGACAACUCAAUGCCCAAUAUGUUUAGAGAUCACAGAAGUCUGAACUCAUCGUUGAAUUCUUCGUUCAACGGAAGCUUUUCGAGUUCAUUGUCGCAGUCGUGGGGAGGCGUGAGUUCGCCGCUCAGCUCGUCCUGUAUUUCGCAUAAUUUCACUACAGAAGUGCCUAAAAUGGUUAGACCCCUAUCAAUGGCCAGUUCAUACAAUGCUGGAGUUUCUGGCGGUGUAUCCAGUGCUCAGUACUGGCAAAGCGAACGACAAGUUCAUAGCAAUUAUAAUCACGCAAAUAGUUUGGCUAACAUAUUGGCCAACACUUCAAUUCAAGGGUUAACUAAUCAGCACAUUUCUAAACUGUUAGCACCCAUACCUAACUCAACUCAAUCCAAUGCUAAUCAAUUCAAUCAAAUCAACGAUAAUUCUAAUUAUUAUCAAUAAAUUAUUUUAAUACAACACUAUUUUAAAUAUUAAUUAUCUCAACC
Oppiella nova is the source of this 626-nucleotide messenger RNA. The record is from the annotation of a GenBank genome assembly. NCBI's taxonomy places the organism in Eukaryota, Metazoa, Arthropoda, Arachnida, Sarcoptiformes, Oppiidae.